Molecule: messenger RNA, 493 nt
Organism: Dimorphilus gyrociliatus
Lineage: Eukaryota; Metazoa; Annelida; Polychaeta; Dinophilidae
Source: the annotation of a GenBank genome assembly
AAGAUCUUUGAGCAGUUACACUCGCACAGUGAAUAGUAUACACUAAGCAGUUAACAUCUAACACUUUACUGAGUCUGGUGACAUUCAUUAAGCUCUAUUGACUAGCGUGGUGUAAAGUUAUCUGAUAGCAAAAUGCCUCGCUUAAGCGAUGAUGAAAGAAGGCAAGUUCUUCGAAUGAUAUACGAAGACAAGAACAGCGUCAGAAAGGUCGCCGCCUUCAUGAAAUGUAGUCCAACUACGGUACAAAAUCUCAAAAAGAAGUAUAAGAAGUAUUCUUUAAUUCGCGACAGACCACGAUCAGGCAGACCAAAGAAAUUUAAUGAAAAAGAUGGCAGUUGCAUUUCAAGUGACAAAGCGAACAAUUCAAAUCUAGCUGUUCAAGAAACAAUAACAACGCCAAUUAAAGAAGAAAAAUCGUAAAAUAUUUAUAACUGUGUACUAUUAAAGUUUUGUUUAUGAUCGAAUACAAACAUUAUCUAUUAUUAAAUAGAAA